This is a messenger RNA of Phyllotreta striolata, 1770 nucleotides long. Lineage: Eukaryota; Metazoa; Arthropoda; Insecta; Coleoptera; Chrysomelidae. The record is from the annotation of a GenBank genome assembly.
UUUAUAUAGGUUAGGAAUUUGGGUUUAGUUCGUCCGAUUUUGUUGAUUUGUAUUUUCUAAUUUGUUCGACCGAGUACGGGGUCAAAGUCUAAAAAAGUUGGAUUUACUUUGAACUUCGGCUGCUAUUUUUACUGUAGUUGUUUCAUCGCAACAGCGAAAAAUCGUACCAGAAUGGCUUUUUGUUCAGUUAACAAUAUUUUGAGGAAACAACUUACGUCGGGGCUGAAAUGUAACCAAAGAAGUGCCGUAAGGUCGAUUUCGUUGAGCACCCAGCAGCACCAGAAGAAGAGCUUGGCCCCGAAAAACGGUCAAAACAUUGUCCUAGUAGAUGGGGUACGCACGCCAUUUCUGAUGUCCGGCACCGACUAUGCCAAGCUCAUGCCCUACGAACUAGCCAAGGAGGCCCUCAGCGGUAUCCUAAAGAAGACUGGCGUUCCGAAAGAAGCAAUCGAUUACGUAAUCUACGGAACUGUUAUGCAAGAAGUUAGGACUUCCAACAUUGCCAGAGAAGCUUCCCUGGCUGCCGGCUACAGUGACAAGACUCCUUCGCACACUGUUACGAUGGCGUGCAUAUCUUCCAAUGUUGCCAUGACAACAGCUAUCGGUUUGAUAAACAGCGGUGUCUACGAGACCAUCGUAUGCGGCGGCGUGGAAUUCAUGUCGGACAUUCCCAUAAAGCACAGCAGGAAAAUGAGGAGUUUAAUGUUGAAAGCGAACAAGGCGAAAAACCUCCAACAAAGAUUAGCCCUAUUGGCCACCAUUCGACCGGAUUUCUUCGUGCCCGAUUUGCCCAGCAUCGCCGAAUUUUCCUCCGGCGAAACGAUGGGCCAUUCGGCCGAUAGAUUGGCCGCCGCUUUCGGGGCGAGCAGAAAGGAGCAGGACGACUUCGCCUUGAGAUCACACAAGGCCGCCCAAGAGGCCAGCGAGAAAGGUUAUUUGACCGAUAUAAUGCCGUUCCAAGUGCCCGGCUCCUCGAAGGUGGUCGACAAGGAUAACGGCAUUCGCGUUUCGACGCCGGAAAAAUUGGCUUCGCUUAAACCGGCUUUCGUCAAACCGCACGGAACUAUUACAGCCGCUAACGCUUCGUUCCUCACUGACGGUGCAUCUGCUUGCAUCGUAACGACUGAAGAAAAGUGCAAACAGCUGGGUUUGAAGCCGAAAGCUUACCUGAGGAAUUUCCUGUACGUAUCGCAGGAUCCCAUCGAUCAGUUGCUACUGGGGCCCGCUUACGGAACGCCCAGAAUCCUAGAAAAAGCGGGGCUCACGCCGAAGGAUAUAGACGUUUGGGAAUUCCACGAGGCGUUUGCGGGACAAAUCUUGGCCAAUUUGAAGGCGUUGGAUAGCGAUUGGUUCGCUCAAAAAUACAUGAACAGGCAAUCGAAGGUCGGGGCUCCCGAUAUUGGUAAAUUUAACAACUGGGGCGGUUCGUUGUCCAUCGGUCAUCCGUUCGCCGCCACCGGCGUGAGACUAGCUAUGCAUACAGCCAAUCGAUUGGUUAGAGAGGACGGGCAAUUCGGGCUGGUGGCUGCUUGUGCUGCUGGAGGCCAAGGAGUGGCCAUGAUAUUGGAGAGACACCCGGACGCUAAUCCCCAAUGAGAUUUUCAAUUAAAAUCGCGCGAGUUAGGUUAUAAGGCAAAAAUAUUUUUGUACAGUCAACAUUUAUAUUAUUUUUUAGUUUUAUCAUUUAAAGAAUGCGUUUUUUUCGCUAUAGUAAAACGCAUUUUUUAAACAUUCUUAUUUACUUUAAAAAUAUAUACAAUUAAUAUUGGA